This is a messenger RNA of Jaculus jaculus (lesser Egyptian jerboa), 2069 nucleotides long. RefSeq names its product prickle planar cell polarity protein 3 (gene Prickle3). Gene Ontology annotation, molecular function: zinc ion binding. Lineage: Eukaryota; Metazoa; Chordata; Mammalia; Rodentia; Dipodidae. The record is from RefSeq and is a predicted model, not a curated record. The coding region runs from base 93 to 1931 and encodes 612 amino acids. The transcript has 9 exons.
GAGCUGCCAGGCCGGACGUGCUGUGGCCUGGCUGCCAGAAGGAGGACUCCAUUCGCCUUUCCCGGCCCAGCUUGACCCUUUCUGGGUGCGCCAUGUUCGCGCGUGGGUCUCGGAGGCGCCGCUCCGGGCGUACGCCUCCAGAGGCGGAAGACCCAGAUCGGGGCCAGCCCUGCAAUUCCUGCAGGGAGCAGUGCCCAGGCUUCCUGAUGCACGGCUGGAGAAAGAUCUGCCAGCACUGCAAAUGCCCGAGGGAGGAGCACGCAGUGCACACAGUGCCUGUGGACCUGGAACGCAUCAUGUGCCGGCUAAUCUCAGACUUCCAGCGCCACUCCAUCUCUGACGACGACUCAGGCUGUGCCUCGGAGGAGUAUGCCUGGGUGCCCCCCGGCCUUAAGCCCGAGCAGGUAUACCAGUUUUUCAGCUGCCUCCCAGAGGACAAGGUCCCCUAUGUCAACAGUCCAGGGGAAAAGUACAGGAUCAAGCAACUGCUGCACCAGCUGCCCCCACAUGACAGUGAGGCACAGUACUGCACGGCACUCGAAGAGGAGGAGAAGAAAGAACUCCGGGCCUUCAGCCAGCAGCGGAAGCGGGAGAAUCUGGGACGGGGCACCGUGCGCAUCUUCCCAGUGACCAUCACUGGGGCCAUCUGUGAGGAGUGUGGGAAGCAGAUCGGCGGUGGAGACAUUGCAGUGUUUGCCAGUCGUGCAGGCUUGGGCGCCUGCUGGCACCCACAGUGCUUUGUGUGCACCACGUGCCAGGAGCUGCUUGUUGACCUCAUCUACUUCUAUCAUGCUGGCAAGGUGUACUGUGGGCGCCACCAUGCUGAAUGCCUGCGCCCUCGCUGCCAAGCAUGUGACGAGAUCAUCUUCUCCCCUGAGUGCACGGAGGCUGAAGGCCGGCACUGGCACAUGGGUCACUUCUGCUGCUUUGAGUGUGAAACUUCACUAGGAGGCCAGCGCUAUGUCAUGCGACAGAGCCGCCCCCACUGCUGCGCCUGCUAUGAAGCCCGCCAUGCCGAAUACUGUGAUGGCUGCGGAGAGCAUAUAGGACUGGACCAAGGCCAGAUGGCCUACGAAGGUCAGCACUGGCAUGCCUCAGAUCGCUGCUUCUGCUGUAGUCGCUGUGGUCGAGCCUUGCUGGGCCGCCCGUUUCUGCCCCGCCGCGGCCUCAUUUUCUGCUCCCGAGCCUGCAGCCUUGGGUCGGAGACCACGACUCCUGGGCCAGGUCGCCGCAGCUGGAGCGCGGGCACCGUCACUGCAAGGCUCACAGCUUCCACAGCCUCUUUCUCGGCAUCGGAAGGGACUACCGUGACCCCCAGCAAAGGCAUUUGUCUGGAAGCAGCGUCUGCAGCUGGCCAUGAGGAGUCUUCCCAUUUCCUGAGAGGAGCCCCCCACCGCCACUCCAUGCCAGAGUUGGGGCUCCGCACAGCUCCAGAGCUACCCACUGAAUCCCCAGGACAUACUGACACACCUCCUGAUAGUACCUUUGGUCGCCAGAGUACUCCACGCGUCAGCUUCCGCGACCCUCUGGUGUCUGAAGGAGGUCCACGACGGACCCUUAGUGCACCCCCAGCCCAGCGCCGCAGGCCACGCAGUCCCCCACCCAGGGCUCCCAAAAGUCGUCGUCAUCGUCGUCGCUAUCGCAAUCACCACCACCACGCUGGUCGACUUCGCCAACAUCGACGUGAUUUGGGAUCUGGCUCGGACUCUGGAUCUUGCUCCAGCUCACCCUCUAGCCCCAGUUCAGAGUCCUCCGAAGAUGAUGGUUUCUUCCUAGGGGAACGGAUCCCACUGCCCCGGCAUCUGUGUAGGCCCAGGACCACUCAGGGUACUGCAACUGAGACCUUUGACACCCCGGCCUCACCACUCCCCAGUGACUCUCGCCCACGGGUGCCUCGCCAGACUCCUGACAAGAACUGCAUUGUGGCAUGAAGUCCAGCAGCCUAGGAAGGGGCCACAUUCUCAGUCUGUGUAGAUGAUGCCCGCGUCCAACUAAGUCAUAAAUCCCCUUCCUUUCUCCGUCUUUCUUCUGUUUGUAUUAUUGAAGUAAUUUAAUAUUUGUUGAAAAUA